Molecule: messenger RNA, 1589 nt
Organism: Helicoverpa zea (corn earworm)
Lineage: Eukaryota; Metazoa; Arthropoda; Insecta; Lepidoptera; Noctuidae
Gene: Rap2l
Product: ras-related protein Rap-2c
Exons: 1
Coding region: 330-875 (181 amino acids)
Biological process (GO): Rap protein signal transduction; negative regulation of cell migration
Cellular component (GO): plasma membrane
Molecular function (GO): GTPase activity; GTP binding; GDP binding
Source: RefSeq, a predicted model, not a curated record
AAACCAUUGCAAUAAGGUGCAUUGACCAACCUGCUGCUGCUGCUCAUUCUAGCCAGCAGUGAACAAGUCAGUUGGUAGAUGUUUGCUUCCGCGUUUGUAUCUUUGAAGUAACUACCAUCGCGAUGCAGUCAAAGUUGUUUUGCCACUCAUCCAACUAAAUAAAAUGGCGUCGCUGUUUAUCAAUUAGCUUGCUGUAUGUGUAAAUUACUCAGUGAUCGUAUCCGAGUGAGUCAUAAACCAACAUAGCAAUGACAUUUUUAUAGCACAUAGUGAGAAUACGUUUCUAAAACGUUGUGUAGACUGGCAAGUGUGAUUUGAGGAACACAAUAAUGCGCGAAUUCAAAGUGGUCGUGUUGGGCUCGGGUGGGGUCGGGAAAAGUGCUUUGACUGUGCAGUUCGUGUCAGGAUGUUUUAUGGAGAAAUAUGACCCCACAAUAGAAGACUUCUAUAGGAAAGAAAUAGAAGUGGACAAUUCACCAUGUGUUUUAGAAAUAUUGGAUACCGCCGGCACGGAACAAUUCGCAUCAAUGCGAGACCUGUACAUAAAAAAUGGUCAAGGAUUCGUCGUAGUUUAUUCAUUAACGAAUCAUCAAACGUUUCAAGAUAUCAAGCCAAUGAAGGAAUUGAUAACGCGUGUAAAAGGAUCUGAACGCGUGCCUAUCCUGUUGGUGGGCAACAAGGCCGACUUGGAGCACCAGCGCGAAGUGUCGAACGCCGAGGGCUCGGCGCUCGCGCAGAUGUGGGGCUGCCCCUUUGUGGAGGCGUCCGCCAAGAGUCGCACCAACGUCAACGAGAUGUUCGCCGAAAUCGUGCGUGAAAUGAACGUUAGCCCUGAAAAAGAAAAGAAAACUUAUUGUUGUUGUACAGUGCUUUAAUAUUUAGAGUGUAAUGUGGCAUUUAUUUCUCGUAAGACUGCAAAAGCGAGGCAGGAUCGUGCCUGCCUCCGCUCGAUGGCCGAUCGUCUCCAGUGGGGAGCUCGGCGACGUCGCGCCGGCCCCGGCCGCUGGGGCUCCGGCGGUCGCGAUGCGCGUCAUAUCACAUUGUUAAUAUCGUUGAUACAUACCAUUGUCCAAUCAAGGUGCUUUACUUAUAUUUUCAUACUUUAUUACUGGUAGAUACUCCCGCAAUAAUGGUUAUAAUAUGAACAAAUAUCCUUAUCGGAGCAUAAAUAGCUAAUCAAAUGCAAAAAAACAAGCUUGAUUUUGUUCAUCAUAUUAGGCAAACAGAUGCAAUAGCCGUGUCUAAAGCAGAAACAUGUAUUGUAAAGUAAUAUUAGUCAACUUUGUAUAUAAUUUCAUGAGAUUAAUGAUGUUGAAGGGCAAGGACAAUUUAGAAAAUUAAAAAGCCAUCCAAUAUGCAAUAAACUAAUGAUUGUGUAGAGUGGUGUGCGAGGAUGAGUAAGAACUUACACCUAAGUGAUGUCGCAGAAUAUAUUUUAUUGUGUAAAUUAUGUUUAUAUGAAAAAUCAGUAAUCAAGGAAAGCAGUAUGUUUUGUCAGUUGCGUGAUUGUGUUUUAAAGUCUACCAGGAUUUGUGAUAAUACAUAUAACAAAAUACCUAUAAUAAAAGUUUUAAGUGGGAGAUUGAAAA